Paramecium primaurelia is the source of this 421-nucleotide messenger RNA. The record is from the annotation of a GenBank genome assembly. Lineage: Eukaryota; Ciliophora; Oligohymenophorea; Peniculida; Parameciidae.
AUGAAUGAGAAAGAAGAUACUAUUUAUUAAUCAUUUAUUAAUUCAGAAGAUAGUAUUCCUUAUGAUAAUCAACUUGAAUAAUGCUAAUAAUGUGUAUAACUAUAAAAAUAUGUUUAUUAAUUGGAAUAAGAAAUAUCAGAGUUAAAUAAAAUGAUGUAAACAUAAGUAAAUAUUGAAAGAGAAAUAGUCAAAGAACUAAAAACCUCAAAAUAUUCAAAUACCCAAAAAAUUAUCGUAUUGUAAAUUGUAAAGUGUCAGUGUUAGACAUUGCAAUCAUCAUCACUUAAGCAAGAGUCUUCAUGAAGAUUAAGGCCAUAAUACAAAAAGUAUGUUUACUAGUUCUGGACAUCAAAAGAGAAAGAUUUUUGAUGAAGUUGAAGAAAAGACUAGCACCAAAGCCCUUUAAUUUUAUAAAUUGUGA